Molecule: messenger RNA, 1581 nt
Organism: Daphnia carinata
Lineage: Eukaryota; Metazoa; Arthropoda; Branchiopoda; Diplostraca; Daphniidae
Product: zinc transporter ZIP1-like
Exons: 4
Coding region: 227-1321 (364 amino acids)
Biological process (GO): zinc ion transmembrane transport
Cellular component (GO): plasma membrane
Molecular function (GO): zinc ion transmembrane transporter activity
Source: RefSeq, a predicted model, not a curated record
GAUGUUUUAUUCAUGUUUCAUCCCUAUCCUAGUCACGUAGACCAUAGUUGGCCUAUCCUACGCUUACCUAUGUUGUGCAUACCUGUAGAUAUGAAUCUAUGGGUACCAAGAAAGAAACUCAAAAAACGAAAACUAAGCUCGAUCUGGGGUAAAGAUAGCAAAUAAUUAACGAUAAACAUUCGGUAGAAGCUACGAGUUGUUCUCACCUUCGUUGUGCCGAGUGAGAAUGCUACUCGUCAGUAAAAUAUGUUCAGCCAUUCUUCUAGCUGUACUGAGACUGUUGGCUGGUUUACUACCUCUAAAAGUCCACCGAAAACUGGAAAAAUGGAGCAGUAAAGGCGACGGACAAACUGGAAGUCGACGACGGAACCGAGUUGACAUGUUUCUCUCGAUUUUUCUCUGUUUUGGUGCUGGACUCCUGCUGUCGACUUGCUUCGUUCACAUGAUUCCAGAAGUUCGGACAUCGUUCCUUCAGGCUUCAAAGGUGGGUGAUUGGCCCUUGCUGGAGCUGUACCCUUUUGCAGAAGUCGUCAUCUGCAUAGGUUUCUUUGCUGUCUAUCUCCUGGAAGAGUUGGGCGAGAAAAUGAUCAAACACGAUCCACCAGAAGGAAACGCACAUGAAAUGGAAAGGUCGAAAUCUCAAUCGUUACUCGGUUUAGAGAUAAGUAAUCAACGAAGAAACAGUCACCACCACAGUCACGGAGAUCACGCUCACGGCCCGGUAUUGUCUGCUAACGAACAGAAAUCGGUCACUGCGGCAAUCCGGGGAUUUCUGUUGGUAGCAGCCUUGUCAUUUCAUUCAAUUUUCGAAGGAAUGGCCAUCGGCUUACAGCCCACACUCAGCGAUGUCUGGUUUCUCUUCACAGCAGUCAUCGUUCAUGAAUUAGCCAUCAUGUUUUGUAUUGGGAUGGAAAUGCUGGCUUCUAAACUCCGUGUGCUACUCUACGUUAUCUACAUGGUAGAACUUGGAUUAAUUACCUCGGUCGGCGUGGGCGUUGGUAUCCUAGUCACUGAAUACGUCCAAAACCCAUCCGCUACCCACUUGCUAGUCAUUGCCAUUCUACAAGGCGUCGCGGCAGGGACGCUCCUUUAUGUCACGUUUCUCGAGGUAUUGGAGCGUGAACGCAAUAAACCCGGAAAUGGUUUGGUUAAACUAGCAGCCAUCGCUACCGGAUUUUCCCUCCUCACUCUCAUGGAAACCUUCACUGGACAGCAUGAUCCUGUUACUACUAACACUAUGGCCAUACCUGUAAAUAGCUCAAUCGCUGUAGAGGAAAUGGCACAGGAUCUGCCACUUGUUCUGAACGCCACCAUGUCGUAGCCAUGUUUGCGUUGAUUCUACGUGGAGUGGCCGGAGUCUUACGAAUGGACUUGAACUAAAUGAAACAAAAACUUCCUAUAUCGUAGCUUAGUCAUCCUACCUUACGACACUAUCCGUUUCUGUGGGUUACAAUGAGAGAAUGUUGUUCCCUGCUGUUUUAUAUGCUUUAUCCUUGAAGUCCUUGGAUUCUGCUGGAGUACCAAAGACUAAAAAAUAUGUGAAGGAUGUACCAUCAUUGUUUACCCACAAUAAAUCCUUUU